Halichondria panicea is the source of this 1203-nucleotide messenger RNA. RefSeq lists its product as uncharacterized. The record is from RefSeq and is a predicted model, not a curated record. Lineage: Eukaryota; Metazoa; Porifera; Demospongiae; Suberitida; Halichondriidae. The transcript is spliced from 2 exons. The coding region runs from base 94 to 1092 and encodes 332 amino acids.
UACGGGUGUGACGCUCCCUUCCUAUUGUCCUGAAUUUUGACCUGAAAACUAAAAUCUCAUGAAAUCUCUUGUGGACAGUCUGAAUUAACCAGCAUGGCCCACCCCCCCUCCCCCGAGUCAGUAUGUGCUGCAACACUUGGUGCACUUACCUUCCCCGUCGUCCUCGCUGGAGCGCAACUGGCCGUCUUUCAACCGCUUGGAAUCACGCUUCGACAAGGAAGUAGAGUAUCGUCAAUCUGCGGAGGCCUUGCCGUUCUGACCGCUGGAUUCACUGCAUCCAUAGCUACUGCAAAAUCACUCGAGAUUCUACAAUCGACGAUAUUCAAAUCAAAUACUGAGGGUCUGAAUAUCAUAACUAGCCGUGAUGUAUUUCUCUCCUCAAUUUCGAGCCUUGUUGUAUUUAGGGCUCUAGGCGGAAGAUUUUCUAACGUCCUUCCGAGUUCUCUGUUAAGACCCGGGGCUUUUGCUCGAGACUGGCUACCAACCACUCGAGGUAUGCAAUACGCGACCGAUAAGGAGCGAGAUAUGAUUCAAACGAUUGGAAGACGUUACGGUUGUCACUCGUGCGGAAAGAGAAGGGUGUCUAAUUUUGUGGCCGAUCAUCAACCGCCUAGUAAGACUAUUGUGGGGGCGGGUGAAGUGCUGAGUCAGCGAUUCUAUCCUCAGUGUAAUAGAUGUUCCCGGCAACAAGGCGGUUUAUUAUCAAACAACAACGGAAAGUUUGCUGCAUUGAAUCCGAAAUCGAUCAGAACACACUCGCCCAGUUUACGAGUGUAUCAUACUUUUUUACCGCUUCCUUUUGUCUUUGCAUACCUUUAUAGAGGCACUAAAGAAGAAGAAGACGUGUCCGAGCAGUUUGUAGAAGUUGUUGUGCACCAACAAGGUAAAGAGGUCGCAGUUCAAACUAGAUCAAAAAGAACGCUUCACAAAUUAAUCCACGAAUCAGAUCUCGAGGAACUAGUGAUUAAUUUCCCACUGCGUAUUGUAUGGGAAAAAAUAGUACAAUUUUUGGACUCUUUUAGAAAUGCAGGAGAUGCUUUUCAUGUGACUCUUUGGUCAUUCAUAGUCAUUGCUGCAUGCGGUACAAUCUAGUGAACUGUGGUCAUCAAUAAUUUAUUUCAGUUUGUGUAUUUUGUUAAUAAUGAUUACUAAUUAAUUUUUGUAAAUUAAAAUUUAAUAAUAAAUUAUUAAGGCAAUGAUGAA